AUCUCAUUUUUUUUUCUUAAAAGAAAAAUCUUCAUCGUUUUAUUUACAUCUACUACUCAACAAACACACAACAAAGUCCCCACUUCCCCUUCCUCCCUAUUUCUAAUUCACCUCCCUCCACCUACAUUGGAUUCACAUCUACACCCCCUCUGCAACCUUCUCCAUUUCCAUGGCCAUGUCCAUGGCAAUUUCAAGCUACCCUCUUUCUUCCUCUUUAUCAUCAUCAUCAUCUCUAACCUCAUCCUCUCUUCCACGUUCUCAUUCAACCACCCCCACCUCAACCCCCUCUUUCUCUACUCUCUCACUCUCAACACCAGCUAGUUUACUCAAGAUUUUGCUCUAAAGAUUCAAUCUUUAUGUUGUAAACUUCGUUUUCUUUCUCUAAAUUUGGAUACCCUUUUGCCCAUUUUGCUUGUUUUUCAUCUCUUUAGCUCCCAAAUACUCAAUAGUCCUAUGUAUGCUUGUUGGGUUUUUCAGCAUCCGGAUCAGUUUUUCAGAAGGGUUUUUCUCUGAUCUGAUUGUAGACAGAGCUUUUUUUUGGCUUUAGUCAAUUCAGAGGAUCUUCUAUAUUUGCAGAGGAUCCUGUCUCUUUUGAGGUUUUUGAGAUUGAGGGGAAAAAGGGGGUCAUUUUAGGUGAUGUUUUUCUUUGAUUGCCAAAUCCCUUUUUAAAAUUUGAGAUUUUUUUAAAUAUUUUGUUGUUGUUGUUGUUGUUGUUGUUAGAUUUCAUUUGGAAAGACAUAUAUGUUUAAUCAGGGUUCAUGAUUGUACUGUUAUUUUGAGGAUUUUGGUUAGUCUUAUGUUGUAACUUUAAGCAUCUUUGUGUUUUCCUUAGUAGCUUUUCCUAGGUGUGAGGUAACUGAGGUUUUUGUGAGGGUUAUUUGUUUUUCAUGAUGAUGGUAUGCUAUAAGGUUGUUGCUUUGUGACAAUUGAAUUAAGGGUCUAGAUUGGACUCUAUUACCAUUUUUUUGACAUCAAGUGUAUGUCUAGUGUUGGUAUUAUCUUCAAGAUGACGGUAGAUGAUCGGUGUUUUGUGGAAUGGAAAGAACAAUUUGUUUCACAAGAGCGUGGACAUCGUAUAGUUCACUAUUACUUUAAGGAUUCUGCUGGAGAAUCAUUCCUUGCAGUUAUUGGCACUGAGAGGAGUGUUAGACAUAUGUGCUAUGUUAUUGCUGAGGAGUUUCUGGAAAUUUGUGGAUUGGAAGUUCCACCUGGUUUCAAAUGGAGAUCUAGAAGAGAGGUUGUUGAUUGGCUAACGUCGAUGCUAUCAAAGCAGCAUCUGCAGGAAGAUAGAAAUGCAUGGCCUGCUCAUAAUUUGGCACUAGCUCAUGGGAUCACAAAUGGCAGUGUCAAAAAAGUUAGUGCACAAAUGGUGGAUGACAAGGACAUUCCAACGAGUAACUCCAAAUUAUCCAAUUCAGACAUUGCUUGGUCAGGACUUGCGUGGACAUGUGGCAAACAGCUCAAACAUUAUCCGUCUUUUUGUCGGAAUGGCAUCCAAAUAGGAAUUCAAUCCUUUGUCUUCGUCAUGGGCAAUGGAGAGAACCAUUAUGUUGCUUAUUUAGAGGAUAUGUAUGAAGACAAGAGGGGGCAGAAAAAGGUUAAAGUAAGGUGGUUUCACCACAAUCAGGAAGUCAAGGGUGCAAUUCCCGUACGAAAUCCUCACCCUCGGGAAGUUUUCAUCACAUCUUAUUCUCAAGUCAUCAGUGCAGAGUGUGUUGACGGACCUGCCACAGUCUUAACUCGUCAACAUUAUGAAAAAUGCACGCCUUAUUUUUCUCCCACUUCCAAAGACAGAAUACAUUUGUGCUUUCGGCAAUUAAAAGGCAACAAAGUCAAGCCCUUUGACUUAAGUAAACUGCGCGGCUACUAUACUCAGCCAGCUCUUUCUGCCUUGCAAGUUGAUACUAUCAACAAUACUGAGUCUCAGAGCAACAGCCUCACAGGAGAAGAUGACGAUUUGGAUGUUGGUGAUGAUACAAAGAGCGGAGAUAAGAGGAGUAGAAGUAAUGGUCGACAAGGGGUUAGGAAGUUGAUUAGAAGUAAUCAAAUGAUGGGAUACCAAACUUUUCAGGUUGUAAAUUAUGCUAGGCCAGAUGGGAGAUUGCUUUCUUUGAAACAAGUUGAAUGUAAACCUUCGUAUAACAUGACAUGCAAAGUUGAUGACAAGAUAGAGGUACUCAGUCAAGAUAGUGGCAUCCGAGGCUGUUGGUUUAGGUGUACAGUUCUACAGGUAGCUCGGAAACAGCUGAAAGUUCAAUAUGAUGAUGUUCAAGAUGAAGAUGGAAGUGGAAAUCUUGAGGAGUGGAUCCCUGCUUUUAAGUUGGCCAAGCCUGAUAAACUUGAGAUGAGGCAACCUGGCCGAUCGACCAUCAGGCCAGCUCCACCUAAUGAAGAACAAGAAGUGAUUGUCGAGGUUGGAACCGCCGUUGAUGCAUGGUGGAGUGAUGGCUGGUGGGAGGGCGUUGUAACUACAAUUGACAACUGUGGUGAUGACAGUGUUCAAGUCUACUUUCCUGGUGAAAGCUUGCAAGUGACAGUACAUAAGAAGGAUUUAAGAAUAUCUAGAGAUUGGUUAGGCGGCACUUGGAUUAAUAUAAAGGCAAAGCCUGAUAUAGCUCCAACUAUAUUAACCACUAAUAGCUUUAACACAAACCUCACCAUGUCUCCAUCUAUGGCUAAAGACGCAGACUCAGUUAGUUUUGCAAAUUCAUGCCAUGAAGUUCCUGCUGGUGAGAAGUCUAAUGAACCUGAUAUUGUUGAAGAGAAACUUGUAUGCAAUGGUGUUGCUGAAGAUAAGGUUUUUGUCCAAGAUGAUAAUAACCCUUCAGAAAAAAUUACAGAUAUUGAAGAUAAUGGUAGUAAUAAUGAUAAGGACAACAAUGAGAAUGGUGAUAACAAGAAUGGUAAUGAUGAAACUAGCGACGUUGUGGAGGUGAUUGUGACUUUGGGAGCUGACUGUAAAGGUGUAGAACUAAUGGAUGUGGCUGUGUAAUCAAUUUUUUAGAUGUCGUGCAUAAACAUAUGAUGGCGCUGAACAUAGUCUUAAAUUGCGGACCACAACUGCAAUUGCGGCUACUAUUACGACUGCAUUCACAACAUGACUGCAGACGCUAUUUAAAACCAUGGUGCUGAUUGUAGAGUUUUGCCAUCAUUUCAUGCUUUGUUGUAAUCUGUGUUUUAAUGUUAGUCUGUUAGAAUGUAAUGUAAAUAGUAGUUAUAAGGGAUAUGGUUAAGCUGAUUGAUUUUUAACUUCCUUAGUUGCCUUCAUAGAUGUACAGUGUUGAGUGUAACUUAGGAGUGUGUGAGUUUUUGUCCUUUCAGUUGGUUGUAGUAGAAAGUAGAUUUCUUUUGUAUGAGACAAAUAUUGUUGAGUAAUUUCACAUUUUAUAUGACUA
Molecule: messenger RNA, 3395 nt
Organism: Trifolium pratense (red clover)
Lineage: Eukaryota; Viridiplantae; Streptophyta; Magnoliopsida; Fabales; Fabaceae
Exons: 6
Coding region: 980-2992 (670 amino acids)
Molecular function (GO): chromatin binding
Source: RefSeq, a predicted model, not a curated record